AUGCCGUUAGACGAGAUCCGACAGCGUGAUCGCGUGGAUCGAGGACAGUGGAUCGCUGAAGAACAACUCGGCUCUGAAUUCGUGAAAUUCGAUUGGCCAUUGAACCAGUUUGGCAGGAAUCUGGCGGUGGAAGGCACAAGAUUCAAAGAUUGGUGGAUCGUUUUGAAUAUCGAUGGCCCCAUAGCAGGCGAACAAGAGGAUGUCAUCAGAUGA
This is a messenger RNA of Anisakis simplex (herring worm), 213 nucleotides long. Lineage: Eukaryota; Metazoa; Nematoda; Chromadorea; Rhabditida; Anisakidae. The record is from the annotation of a GenBank genome assembly.